AUUUCUGACUCCCGCCAUGCAGUCGUGAUCGAGACAAAAAUUGCAUUAGAGUCGCGCUAGAAAAUAGCUCUUACCAUAUUAUACGAGUACAUAUCAGAUAGAACGCAUUUAAUUAUUUACAGGAAUCAGUGAUAUAUAUGAUUGUGAAAAACUAGAUAAUCCCCUAGUAGUAAAAAGUCACGUACAAUUCAAUUAUAUUAUCAAUGGGAUUGAAAUUUCAUUUAUUCUUGCAAUGCUUCGUGACUUUCUCCUUGUUGUAUGUCCACGGGAACAGAACUAUUGGUGCAGUAUUUGAUGAUGGUGGCUUUUUGUUAGAAGCCGCUUUCACUUUGGCUGUCGCUACUGCAUCAGACGGACAAGAAAAUCCAUUUGUAGCAAAUGUCGUACGAACAUCUCCGGACGAUUUGUUAGAAGCAGAAGAAGCAAUGUGUUCUAUAUUGGAGACUAAUGUUUUUGGAAUAUUUGGACCAAAAUCUAAAAGUAAUAUAGGAAGUAUUCAAUCUAUUGCUGAUUACCUUGAUAUUCCACAUAUUACAAUUGAACCAAUGGAAACGCAAAAUCGCAACUGGUCGGUAGUCAAUUUAUAUCCCAAUCAUUUCGCUUACUCUCAGGUUUUCUUAGAUAUUAUUGAAAUGAAAGGUUGGACAGAAUUUACGGUAAUUUAUGAAGGUGCAGAACUGCUGUCAUUUUUGGAUAAUAUACUUACAAUGCAAGAUUUAGAUUCAGGAGAACAUAUUUUGAUGAGAGUUGUACAAUUACCAGAUGGAGAUGAUUAUCGAAUCCAAUUGAAAAAUGUAAAAGCAUCUGGUUCCGUUAAUUACAUAGUAUAUUGUCGUAAAGAGACUCUACCACAGUUCUUGGAGCAAGCUCAGCAGGUUGGAAUUAUGUCGGAUGACCAUAGUUAUAUCAUAAUGAAUCCCGACUUCCAAACAAUUGACAUUGAGCCUUACAAGCACGGAGGUUCCAACAUUACAGGAAUUAGAUUUUUUGAUCCUACUUUAGAAGAAAUUCAAAACUAUGUCGUAUCUUUAAAUGAGAAAGUUGAAGAGUUAUCUGAGGGACAGAUUACAAAUGCUAUCGCAGAUAAUGCAAUUACUCUUGAUCUAGUAUUACUUUAUGAUGCUGUAAUAUUAUAUACAACUGCACUUAAUGCCAUGGGAUUAGAAGAGCCUGCUAAUGUUACAUGUGAAUCAGUAGAUAGCUGGAGUUUAGGAUCAAGCAUUAUAAAUUAUAUAAAAGCCAUGGAAAUAAAUGGUUUAACAGGCGUUGUUAAGUUCGACGAAGAAGGCUUUCGUUCUGAUUUCGAAGUUGAUAUAAUAGAAGUACAGGCUCAUGGUCUUGAAAAGGUCGGUUCGUGGAAUGCAGAAGACGGAUAUGUCAACACAAGAAUAGUAAUACCACCAGCCGAAGCAGAGGGAUCUGAUUCAAUGAAAGGAAAACAUUUUAUUGUUCUCACUGCUCUGAGCGCACCUUAUGGAAUGUUGAAAGAAUCAUCAAAUAAAUUAGAAGGGAAUAAUCGGUACGAAGGCUUCGGUAUAGAACUGAUUGAGGAGCUAGCAAAAAUGAACGAGUUCAACUACACUUUUGAUAUACAAGCUGAUGGUGUGUAUGGUUCAUUAGAUUCUAAAACAAAAAAAUGGACAGGAAUGAUAGAGAAGAUAAUGGAUGGGAGAGCUGAUUUUGCAAUAACAGACCUUACAAUCACUUCAUCUAGACAAAAAGCUGUGGACUUUACUAGUCCCUUUAUGAACUUAGGUAUAACUAUAUUAUACAAGAAACCUACGAAGCAACCGCCGAACUUGUUCUCCUUCAUAUCACCUUUUUCUAUGGAGGUUUGGAAAUCGCUUGGUGGAACAUUUGUCGGUGUAUCAGUACUUUUAUUUAUAUUAGGCAGAAUAGCUCCCGAUGAAUGGCAAAACCCGUAUCCAUGUAUCGAAGAGCCAGAGACUUUGGACAAUCAGUUUACAUUGGCAAAUUCAUUUUGGUUCACACUAGGCAGUGUGCUUACUCAGGGAUCGGAGAUUGCUCCAAUAGCAGUAUCGACGCGCAUGGCUGGUAGUAUGUGGUGGUUUUUCACAUUAAUUAUGGUAUCUUCCUAUACAGCCAAUCUUGCUGCGUUCCUCACUGUAGAGUCGAAGUUUUAUGCCAUUAAAUCUGUAGCUGAUUUAUCUAAUAAUCCUUAUGAAAUUAAUUAUGGUGCUAAAAAAGGAGGAGCGACCUUUAGUUUCUUUAAGGAUUCAGAUAACAUAAUUUAUCAAAAAAUGUUUAAAUAUAUGGAUGAACAUCCGGAAUAUCAAACAGCGACUAAUGACGAAGGUCUUGAAAGGGUGAAGUCAGAGGACGAGAAUUAUGCGUUUCUGAUGGAGUCCACUUCAAUAGAGUACAUGGUGGAAAGGAACUGCGAUGUAGCGCAAGUAGGCGGACUAUUGGACAGCAAAGGCUAUGGUAUCGCAAUGAAAAAGAAUUCUCCAUAUCGGCAACCUAUGAGUGAGUCAAUACUGCAGUUACAGGAAGAAGGCAAAUUGACAAGAAUGAAAGAUAAGUGGUGGAGAGAGAAGAGAGGAGGCGGCGCGUGUACGGAUGACGAUGCAGGCAGCGGUGAAAGCCAACCAUUAGUUCUAGCUAACGUGGGAGGAGUGUUCAUUCUACUUGCUGUUGGCUCGGCACUGGCUUUAGUAUGUGCAAUCUUCGAGAUGGUUAUUGACGUCUGGCUUAUUUCCAGAAAGCACAAGGUACCUUUUAAAGAAGAGCUAAUAGCGGAGUUAAAAUUCAUACUGAGUUUUAGCGGUGAUGUCAAGCCGGUACGACAUCCAGAAAAAUCUAGUAGUUGCUCUGGGGGUUCCAAAAAAGAAGAAAAUGGAGAUGAUAUGGAAUCAAAUAAAGAAGCAGACGCAAAUCGAGACCGGGCGCCGACUCCGCGGUCAGAGAGGUCUACACAUUCACAUCACACUUUACACAGCAGAAGGCAAAGUAAUGCAGUGCAAAUGGCCAAAAUGCGAAAAUUUAGUAGAGUGUAAAUAUUAUUUUUUUUUAUUAAUUUUAUGAAUUAAGCAUAACAUCUUUAAGAUAAUAAUCUAUAAUUAUUAGAGGUAAGCAAUACAUAGUAAUAUAUAAAUACUAGGUGAUCCCGCGAAUUUCGUACUAACAGUUUAAAAUUAUUUUUCUGUAUAUAAUUUUUUUUAUUGAUUUAUAGAUUUUGAAAUGAAACAUACCUUAAUAAUAUAUAAUUUUAAAUACGUAAUAAAUUAUUAUACAUACCUUCACGUUUUUUUAAUGUUUUUAUUUUCAUUGCACUUUAUUUUUUAAAUAUCCUCCCCGAUCUAUUUGUUGUAACUAAUUCUCUCAUAACACGUGUCAGACAGUUAAUUAGUACAGCCCUGAGAAAUGCGGCUUGUCACCACCCAAUGUGUCUAGAGUGAAGAGGGUGUAACGAAGCCCCUUUGAUUGAGUACGCUGCGAACUGACUCUGGGGUCAUUCCUACACUGAAAUAGUUAUCCACGUAGAUAUAGAGUGAGAGGCCAAUUUUCUAUGAAAAUGAUAAAUUAAGUUCACAUAGGCAUCUAGU
Messenger RNA from Galleria mellonella (greater wax moth), 3566 nucleotides. Its product is annotated as glutamate receptor ionotropic, kainate 2-like. The transcript is spliced from 17 exons. Gene Ontology annotation, biological process: synaptic transmission, glutamatergic; monoatomic ion transport; modulation of chemical synaptic transmission. Bases 204 to 3017 code for a protein of 937 amino acids. Lineage: Eukaryota; Metazoa; Arthropoda; Insecta; Lepidoptera; Pyralidae. Gene Ontology annotation, molecular function: transmitter-gated monoatomic ion channel activity involved in regulation of postsynaptic membrane potential; glutamate-gated receptor activity. Gene Ontology annotation, cellular component: postsynaptic membrane; plasma membrane. The record is from RefSeq and is a predicted model, not a curated record.